This is a messenger RNA of Trifolium pratense (red clover), 1190 nucleotides long. RefSeq names its product proteasome subunit beta type-7-B. Gene Ontology annotation, cellular component: proteasome core complex. The transcript has 9 exons. The coding region runs from base 231 to 1046 and encodes 271 amino acids. Gene Ontology annotation, molecular function: threonine-type endopeptidase activity. Lineage: Eukaryota; Viridiplantae; Streptophyta; Magnoliopsida; Fabales; Fabaceae. The record is from RefSeq and is a predicted model, not a curated record.
GAUUUUUUUUUUUGACUAAAUAUAAUUUUUUUUUCUGUUCUUUAGUCUUGAGAAAUAAGAAAGAAAUACGAAAACAUAAAUACCUUAAAUAUAUAUAAAUCGAUUUCUGUUGUUUAGUCUUGAGAAAUACGAAAACCCUUUAACUCCAAUCUCCAAUUAGCAUCACUCCGACCGAGCUCAAUCUCCAUCUUCCUCCUCCGUUCGUUUCCAAGGUCGUUCAAAUUUCUAGUAUGACUAAGUCGUUGGAUGUUCCUCCUAAGGGUGGAUUCAGUUUUGAUCUCUGUAGAAGAAAUGAUAUGCUCGAAAAGAAGGGUCUUAAAGCCCCUACUUAUUUGAAGACUGGAACCACUAUUGUUGGUUUAGUUUUCAAGGAUGGUAUCAUUCUUGGAGCAGAUACCAGGGCAACCGAAGGACCCAUUGUCGCUGAUAAAAAUUGUGAGAAAAUUCAUUAUAUGGCACCCAACAUAUAUUGUUGUGGAGCAGGCACUGCUGCUGAUACAGAGGCUGUAACAGAUAUGGUUAGCUCACAACUGCAACUACAUCGCUACCAUACUGGCCGUGAAUCAAGAGUUGUAACGGCACUGACUCUUCUUAAGAGACAUCUUUUCAAUUACCAAGGUCAUGUCUCAGCUGCAUUAGUUCUCGGUGGAGUUGACAUCACUGGACCGCAUUUACACACUAUCUAUCCACAUGGGUCAACUGACACCCUUCCAUUUGCUACGAUGGGAUCUGGUUCACUUGCUGCAAUGUCUGUUUUUGAGUCUAAGUACCAGGAAAACUUGACUAGGGAACAAGGAGUCAAGUUAGUUGUUGAGGCAAUUUGUGCUGGUAUAUUUAAUGACUUGGGAAGUGGAAGCAAUGUUGAUGUUUGUGUGAUAACCAAGGGUAAUAAGGAAUAUCUAAGGAAUCACCUCACGCCAAAUCCUCGUACUUUUGUCAAUCCAAAAGGCUUUACCUUCUCCAAAAAGACUGAGGUUCUUUCAACAAAAAUUAUUCCUUUGAAGGAGAAGGUUGAAGUAAUUGAAGGAGAUGCUAUGGAAGAGUAACAAAACUGGUCGACUCUGAAACUUGAUUGAUUAGUGCAAUGUUUGUGAUACUGUAAUUGUACUUUUAGAAUCUUGUUUUUAUUGAACCUAAAAUGGUUUUUAUUUAUUUGGAAUAUUGCAAGUAAUGAACCACAAGUUUCAUCA